GUUGUGGAUGUAACCACAAUGUUACUGGCCCCAACGCAUACAACGCCCAGAGGCCAGGUGGUCCUGCAGCCCACAUAUUUCACGUCUUCCUUGUUUGUGGACCCCGCACGUGAAGACAUCGAUCACCUUAUUCAAGUCUACAUCGAGCGAUAUGGCAGGUCUCCGCCUCCUCAGCCUUUUGUGCUGUUCAAGGAGAUCUGGACCAACCGCGGAUGGACAUGGUUGCAUUUCAAGGCAUUUGACGCCAGAUCUCGCGAUUCCUUUCUUAAAGUCACUAUGCGACUCUUCUCAGAACGGUUAGCAGAAUCUGAGUCUCCUCUUAUUAGAGCUGCUGCUCUAUUCGGUCUUUACACCUUCUUUGCGACUCAGCCAUCGACGUCAGCUCCGCCGUUACAUGCCCUCGCUCAUCUUCCUGUGACAAUUGAUAUGUAUCAGUCUUUACUGAAGCUGCCCGACGUGCUCAAUACGGAUUUACUCCGCCCUUUGAGACCUCACGUAAUAUUUGUACUUUCCGCCUUGCAAAAAGCUCAGUUCUUUCUCAUACUCCCUCCGUCUAAUUUGUAUCCGCUUAAUCCUCGAGAACUGCCGAGGGAAAAAAUUAUGUCAGACGUCGCGGAUGCAUAUGAACAGGUAGCUUCUGCCACUACAAAUGCACCCAAGAAGAAAGGUCGACCGUCAAAGCAUGACAAGGUGAAGAAAUCUAGGGACGCUCUGGUUGCGCUGGACAAGUGGCUGGACAAAACUGCAUACACAUAUCAACCAUCUCAGGCUGCAAGCGCCGAGGCUCCACAACCUGUCACUACGCAUAUUCUACUUUCACAUCCGCCAAGCACGACGCGGAACAAUUACCGGGCAAAAAAAUCGGAGGUGCUAGAGAAGCUCGAGCCCAAUUAUCCGUAUGUCACUACUGAAGAAAGAGCGUCUGGACGAGCAGCUUUGGAACGAGCGAACCGGGGGGUUGUAAGCAGGCUACAAAAAAUUGAUGAGGAAGCGGCAGCAAGAGGAAUGGAGAUUGGGGGAGAGGGCGGGGAGCGGACUGGGCUACGUCGUGUUGAGAGAGCGGCUGAUGAACUGGGUAAUAUCGGUUCAUUGGGAGGUCGGGGCGGUCUCCUUGGAUUGUUGGAAGGCGCGGGUAUUGGACAGCAAGGUGAAAUUAAAUCAUAACUACAACCAAUGACAUGUCGAUGACACCACUAGUAAUGUCUCCCCUACCCAGCCCUAUAUAGAUGAAGGAAGAUAGUCGUUCCUUCUAAUAUAGACUGGAGAUAGACAUUUAUUGAUUGGGAGACGCGCU
Suillus paluster is the source of this 1294-nucleotide messenger RNA. RefSeq lists its product as uncharacterized. The coding region runs from base 19 to 1164 and encodes 381 amino acids. The record is from RefSeq and is a predicted model, not a curated record. NCBI's taxonomy places the organism in Eukaryota, Fungi, Basidiomycota, Agaricomycetes, Boletales, Suillaceae. The transcript has 3 exons.